Messenger RNA from Saprolegnia parasitica CBS 223.65, 383 nucleotides. RefSeq lists its product as hypothetical. Gene Ontology annotation, molecular function: aspartate kinase activity. The transcript has a single exon. The annotation marks the transcript as partial. Gene Ontology annotation, biological process: amino acid biosynthetic process. The record is from RefSeq and is a predicted model, not a curated record. Lineage: Eukaryota; Oomycota; Saprolegniomycetes; Saprolegniales; Saprolegniaceae.
AUGUUUGGGUUCACGUCGCCGUCCGCGUCGAUCGCGAUGCCAUGGCCACCGUCGGCCGACGCGCUGCCGCCGCUGGACCUCGCUUCGCCAGCCCUCGACCACGCGCGCGGCACGCGGAACGUCUACAAGUUUGGUGGCACCUCGGUGGGGUCGCCGGACCGCUUGUUCCAGCUCGUGUCACUGGUCAAGGCCGAGCGCGGUCGCGUGAUCGCGGUCGUGGUGUCGGCCAUGGCCAAGAACACGGACUUGCUGCUCGACGCGGCGGCGCUGGCGGCGGCUGGCAACAUUGACGCUGCGCUCCUUCUCAUCGACCGCGUCCAAGCCAUCACGGUGCAGAACGCCAACGUGACGCAGACGCGCAUCUUGGGCGACGGCCACGCAUC